AGAGUGAUGACCAUUCCGACUCCUACCAUUAAAGGGAAAAGGUACACCUUGCAUACGCGGCAUGGGCCGCAGCGGCUGAAAUUUCGAUAUCGAUUUUAGGAUUAAGCUUGAGUGAUACGUGAUACAUGCAUGAUAUAGUUGAGGUAAGAUUUUUUGUGUGUCCUCGUGAAAUAACCUCUACUAGAUUGUUCGAUGGGUGUACUUCGUAAUAGAUCAACAAAUGACGCAUGUGCAGCAAGACGUGUCGUUGACCUCCGAGCUGUUGAUCAGUUGCUGAUGACGACGCGCUAAUCUCCACGGUGAUACAAGCUCUGUGUAACGUGCUAACAUUGGGAGGGAGCCUUCACAAGUUGCUGAACCGAGGAGAGACAUUGCACCCUGUUACAAAGGACGUGGUCGGCGAACAGAAACGCUUACCACGCUCAUAAUCCUCAUACAUACAUCAAGUUCGUAAAGAACUAGGACGCUUCUUCACCUUAUUGUCCUCGGGUUCGGAGUCUCAUUGGUGUGCGGCGCAUCGAUUCGCAUUGUAAGUCCAUCGCUGCUAUUAACAAGGCGAUAGAUAUUAUGCGAUUUCUCCACGAUCACGAAGUGAGGAAGUCGAAGUAAAGAGCCACGAGUUGCAAAUUCGAAAUCUUUUUUGGCGCGAACGAAACGCACCAGAACGUGUUUUUCCAUCAAGCGAAGACGCGCCUCUAGCACCAGUACCAACAGCGAAUUCCAGCACUAGUACCGGCUUGUAUCAGCACGAACACCAAUCCUACUGUAGCAGCAGAACUGUAGUACUAGCAAGACUAGAGAGUCUUCUCACUCAGGGAGAGAAACAGACCGUCGCCAAGAUGUACGUCGUUAAGCGUGAUGGGACGCGGGAGAAGGUCGCGUUUGACAAGAUCACGCAGAGGCUACAGAAACUGUGUUUCGGCCUCAACAGGGAGUACUUGGUACCUGAAAAGAUAGCACAGAAGGUUGUAGAGGGUGUCUACGAUGGCGUGCACACCUGGGAUCUUGACAACUUAGCCGCAGAGACUUGCGCCUACAUGAGUCAAAUGCAUCCUGACUUCUCCCUUCUCGCAGCCAGAAUAGCGAUAUCAAACCUGCAGAAAAUGACGAGUCCAAGGUACAAGAACUAUGCGAAGGGUUCACGUCCUAGUUCUGAUUCUGUACGGAGUUGUCGUCCUUGUUCUUGAUACAACAACAUGCAUAUUACUGAUACGUUGUAAGUAAGUAGAUGUUUCUGUGUGUUUAUUGUAGUUCUAGUUUGUUAUGGUCAUUUUCAAUCUUGAAUGCCUCGUCCUCUUCAGUUUCGAGCAAACAUGCAAAAGCUUGUAUUAUUAUGCGGAUGAGUCGGGACGCGACUGCGCACUCUUGUCCAAACGUUAUUUCGACUUCUGUUCGGAGCACUUUGAUAAGAUUCAAGAGGCUCUCAAAUACGAGCGCGAUUUUACAUACGACUAUUUUGGAUUUAAGACGUUGGAGAGAAGCUAUCUCCUCAGGGUACCAUGUACUUAUUUGAUGUAUUUUUCAUUUUACUAAUUCUCGUCGUACUCGUAAUCCUUGAUGUAUCAUGUUCUUGCUCUUCUUGGCUGAAAAUGUCGUUUUCUUCAACUUGUACUAGGAAGUGAAGACACAGAACUUCUGGUUCAUCUGGCUCUGGUGAUUGCGCAGCGUUUGACUGCAACGUUCUUUGGUCUCAAAAACUACAUCAGGUAGAGGGAAAAAUCGUGGAGAGGCCACAGCAUAUGAUUAUGCGAUGCGCGUUAGGAAUCCAUAUGGACGAUAUCGACGCAGCACUCGAAACAUACGACUGGAUGAGUCAGAAGUUCUUCACGCACGCGACACCUACGCUUUUCAAUGCAGGUUUAAUCUACGUUUUGAAGGAAAAGCUAUGUAAAAAUCUUCUGGAAACACAACAUGGUGCUGGUGGAAGAUAUGUCGAUCAAAUACUCUCAACAUCACGACUCCGCGGAAAAUAAUUGAACACGGAUUUUGAUUUUCAUCAAUCUUGAAAAUUGAUUUCCUCACAAAAAUAUGUAUCUGUCGCAUCCUCCACAGGCACACCGAAAAAUCAGAUGAGCAGUUGCUUCUUGCUCAGUAUGGUGGACGACAGCAUCGACGGAAUAUAUGACACGCUGAAGCGCUGUGCAAAAAUCUCGAAGUCGGCAGGCGGAAUCGGUGUGGCAAUAUCAAACGUUCGCGCUUCGGGCAGUUAUAUCCGCGGCACAAACGGGUACAGCAACGGCUUAGUGCCGAUGCUUCGAGUAUUCAACGACACAGCCCGCUAUGUCGACCAGGGCGGUGGUCGACGAAAGGGAGCGUUUGCUAUUUAUGGUUUCCGACUUCUAGUACUAAUGUAGUUUAUCAGAGUAGUUCUAGUUCAUAAUUGCACGCAUGGAGUAGCAUGGAGAACAUGGAGCGCAGAUCCAUAAGGAGCGCAAGAAGCGCCUCCUUGAGCUCCAUGCAACUCCAUGCGAUCCAUGCACUCCAUGCCAUGCGAGCCGGCGAAGCUUAUCGAUUACUCUGCUGCCCUCUAUGUAUAUCGCCUCACGUCGAGCGCGUCAACGUCCCAACUCCAAGGAGUCCUUGACAACGUUCUGGAAUCCACCUCCCUUGUUCCACUCCCGUCUGGUCUUAACGCCUAGCACCAACUUCUAAGACAAGUAUUUAGAGCCAUGGCAUGGGGACGUGUUCGAUUUCUUAGAGCUGAAAAAGAACCACGGGAAGGAGGAAGCGCGAGCCCGAGAUCUUUUCUACGCUCUUUGGAUUCCAGACCUGUUCAUGAAACGUGUGAUGGCCAACGGCGAAUGGACUCUAUUUUGUCCGGAUGAAACCCGUGAUUCGAACGGAAAAACACUCCAAGACCUUUGGGGAGACGAGUUUGAAGCAAGAUACGAAGAGCUUGAAAAAGCAGGUACUACUGUAGCAUUUAGAUUUUCACGGCAUAUUACGUCUACGAGUACGAUUACCACAGGUACUAGAUAGAGGAGUUCUACUUAAUCUAGCGAAGUUUUAUUCCAUGAUCCUCUGUUGCUGUUGCAACGGGACAUCUUGUAAUUUAUGUUUAUCUACUUGAGUGGAAGUUCUUCUUCAUCUUUUUCUAAAAUAAUAGUAAGAGGACGUCCACCUAAAUAACCUACUUCAUAUACCACCAGGCAAAGGGAAGAAAACAGUGCAGGCGCAGUACUUGUGGAACAAAAUUUUGGAGUCUCAGAUGGAGACCGGGGUGCCGUACAUGUGCUACAAGGAUGCGGCGAACCGAAAAAGCAAUCAGCAGAACCUGGGAACGAUUCGGUGCAGCAAUCUAUGUACUGAGAUUUUCGAGUACACCAGUCCUGACGAGGUCGCAGUGUGCAAUCUUGCCAGCAUCGCCCUAAAUAUGUUCACGCUAGAGGACGUCCCAACAACAGAGCCUUUGCGGAAGCGCUACGAUUUCGUCAAGCUGAAAAUGAUCAGUAAAAUGGUCACGCGAAACUUGAACAAGGUGAUAGACGUGAACUAUUACCCAGUGAAAGAAGCUGAGAACAGCAACAGGAGGCACAGACCGAUUGGUAUCGGAGUGCAAGGGCUCGCAGACACGUUUAUGAAACUCAAGUACUCCUCUAUGAUAUAUCAAGAAUCUACUCGUACUUGUUAUGUAUCGAGUUGAUUGUUGUAAUCGAUAUUUGGUUCUCUUCGAUCCUGCUCCACCUACGAGAUGAUACAAACAAAAAGAAAAACGCUUUCAUCCCUACUUGGAAAAAUCUACAGGCUCCCCUUCGAGUCGGAGGAGGCUCGGGAAUUGAAUAAGCUGAUUUUCGAGACCAUUUAUUUUGGCGCUUGCGAGGCAUCGAUGGAGCUGGCGGGGAAGCAUGGGCCUUACGAAUCUUGGGUUGGCAGUCCUGCCUCCAAAGGCCAGCUGCAGUACGAUUUGUGGAACGUUACGCCGACGGAUCUCCAUGACUGGUCAACUUUGAAGGACUCCAUUGCGAAGCACGGUAUGCGAAACUCCCUUCUGCUCGCGCCGAUGCCGACGGCUUCGACGGCGCAGAUCUUGGGCAACAAUGAAAGUUUCGAACCCUACACGCAGAACAUCUACGUCAGACGUGUGCUUAGCGGUGAGUUUGUGCAAGUGAAUAGGCACUUGCUAAAAGACCUGAUCGACCACGACCUCUGGAACCCGGAUAUGAAAACAAAGCUCAUCGCACACAACGGCAGCAUUCAGAGCAUCGACGAAAUACCAAGCAGCAUGAAGGAAAUGUACUGCACCAUCGUGAUAUAUCUUCGUGUUUUUGCUUCAGGUUUUUUUCGUUUUUUGUGAAUUGAGCUAUUUUUAGCCAAAGUCCACCAAGAACAAGUCAACAUGUUGACCUAGCAAUUGUUUGGAAAGCUGGCAUAUUCCGUGUACCUCUUCUAUUCUUGUUUGAGAAAACCACGCAUCAUUCAGAUACAAAACUGUCUGGGAAAUCAAGCAGAAGCGGAUACUGGAAUUGGCAGCUGACCGCGGUGCUUUCAUUGAUCAGUCGCAGAGUUUGAAUAUUCAUAUGACGAAUUGCACGACACAAAAGCUGAGCAGUAUGCAUUUCUACGGUUGGAAGCUUGGCUUGAAGACGGGCCAGUAUUACUUGCGAACCAAGGCAGCGGUCGAGGCGAUCAAGUUCACAGUCGAUACAGCAGACACAAAAAAAGCCCAGGAACGUCUCAAAGCGGAGCAAGAGUCCAAAUCCAAAUACGAGUGUGUGGCGUGCGGAUCAUAA
This is a messenger RNA of Amoebophrya sp. A25, 4730 nucleotides long. NCBI's taxonomy places the organism in Eukaryota, Dinophyceae, Syndiniales, Amoebophryaceae. The record is from the annotation of a GenBank genome assembly.